AUGUCAGACGCCGUUCUCAGGGAAGAGAACAACACCCGUGCGUCGAUAUACCUGCAAUACAAUGUGCGAGACGCAGAGAAAUCAUUUGAUGCAGUCAGCAGACCUAGAACAGAGUCGCAGAGUCGUAUAUCGCUCGCCAGUCAAGAUGGAAGCGAUAUGUUCGACCCCAAUUUCGACACCGAGUCAGAGUUCCUUGAGUUGGACUCGCCCUACCCAGAGGUACGCUCGGCGGUGGCCAAUUUCGAUGACCCCACCAUGCCAGUCUCGACGCUCCGAGCCUGGAUUCUUGGUAUCAUCCUCGCGAUGGUGAUACCAGGCAUGAACCAAUUUUUCUACAUGCGGUACCCCUCGAUAGUAGUCGGUAGUCUUGUGGCGCAACUGGUUGUGUUUCCAGUGGGACGACUAUGGGCACGAAUAAUCCCCCACGUACAAAUAUUCGGUGUAUCACUGAAUCCUGGGCCAUUCACUGUCAAGGAGCACGUCUUGGUCACUAUCAUGGCGACAGUUGGCGCUCAGUCAGCCUACGCGACUGAUAUUGUCGCCGUACAACGGGUCACAUACGAUAGACCCUUCGGCUUUGGUUACAACUGGAUGCUUGUUAUGUCUACCCAACUCAUAGGCUUCUCCAUCGGCGGGAUUGCUAAAAGGUUCUUGGUAUCCCCUCCAUCCAUGAUAUGGCCCAACACUCUGGUAUCUUGCGCACUAUUCAACACCCUACAUUCCCAGUCCUAUGCUGGUAUUGGGCAGCAUCAAGGGUUAAGCCGAGAACGCUACUUCUGCUAUGCCUUUAUCGGGGCGAUCAUAUGGUAUUUCUUCCCAGGAUACCUGUUCCAGGCGCUCAGCUACUUUACCUGGGCUUGCUGGAUAGCCCCAAGUAAUCCCAAAGUCAAUCAGCUUUUCGGAUAUCACAGCGGCCUCGGUUUCUCCCUUCUGACAUUCGAUUGGAACCAGAUAGCGUUUAUCGGCAGUCCCCUCGCGACACCAUGGUGGGCGGAAGCGAACGUCAUGAUAGGAUUUCUGUUCUUUUACUGGUUCUUGACUCCCAUACUUUAUUAUACAAAUGCCUGGAGCAGCCAGUACAUGCCAAUUUCAGGAAUAGGCGCUUAUGAUAACACCGGCAAGGAGUAUAAUCUCUCUCGGAUUCUUACGCAAGAUUCCACGAUGAAUAUGACUGCGUAUCAAGAGUACAGUCCAUUGUUCCUCCCCACGACGUUCGCCAUGUCCUACGGCCUUUCGUUCCUGUCCAUUACAGCCACCAUCACCCAUGCUGUCAUCUACUUUUGGAAACCCAUACAAAUUCAGUUCAAGAGGUCUCUCAGAGAGCAACCUGAUAUCCACGCGCAGCUUAUGUCGAAUUAUUCUCAAGUUCCGGAAUGGUAUUACGCGUGUAUUUUUGUGUUCACCUUCGCCUUUGCGUGCGUAUGCGUACAAGUAUGGGACACUGGAUUACCGAUAUGGGCGUUGGUCAUCGCUCUUCUCAUUGCUCUUGUCUAUAUCGUUCCUAUCGGCAUGAUCCAAGCCAUCACCAAUCGCCAGAUCGGGCUCAAUGUCGUCACGGAACUCAUCAUCGGUUACAUGCUGCCUGGAAGGCCUAUUGCCAUGAUGAUAUUUAAAACCUUCGGAUAUAUCACCGUUUCGCAAGCUCUACAAUUUACGUCGGACUUUAAGCUGGGCCACUACAUGAAAGUUCCUCCGAGACCUAUGUUCUGGUGUCAAGUUGUCGCUACUGUCGUCGCUGGUACGACACAGCUGGCAGUACAGACUUGGAUGUUCUCAAACAUACCUGACCUCUGUAAACCGGAUCAGCCGAAUAGUUUCACUUGCAACUCAACGAGGGUUUUUGGAACUGCUUCUAUAAUUUGGGGUGUCAUAGGCCCUAGACUGCUGUUCUCUCCUGUGCUAUCGUUCUUCUUCCUUAUAGGAGCGGCGUGCCCUGUUGUACUGUAUUUCAUUAUCCGAAAGUAUCCGAACACCAUUCUAAGCUACAUAAACCUCAUCUUCGCUGGCCUUGGAAUGAUACCGCCUGCCACAGCGGUCAAUUAUGUUCCAUGGGUAAUCAUCGGCUUCAUCUUCCAGUAUUUGGUGCGGAGAAAACAUUUCGCCUAUUGGGCGAAGUACAACUAUGUCCUGUCUGCCGCCUUAGAUGCUGGCACUGCGAUUGGUGUAAUUUUAGUAUAUUUCUGUCUCCAGUAUCCCAUGAACGGGUCAAUAGGGAAAGACACGAUACAGAGCUGGUGGGGAAAUAAGGUGCAUACAAGAACAUUGGAUUGGUCUGCCAAACCAUAUAGAGCGCUGCAGACUGGCGAGAAGUUCGGUCCGGAGACAUGGUAA
Messenger RNA from Pleurotus ostreatus (oyster mushroom), 2331 nucleotides. RefSeq lists its product as uncharacterized. The transcript is spliced from 33 exons. Gene Ontology annotation, molecular function: oligopeptide transmembrane transporter activity. Gene Ontology annotation, biological process: transmembrane transport. The record is from RefSeq and is a predicted model, not a curated record. Lineage: Eukaryota; Fungi; Basidiomycota; Agaricomycetes; Agaricales; Pleurotaceae. Bases 1 to 2331 code for a protein of 776 amino acids.